CAGAGUUGAGUGUCCUGAGAGGUCAGAUUGCUGUCAGACAUGGCCCAUAGACAUGGACAUGAGCAUGGACAUCGUAAAAUGGAACUUCCAGAUUACAGACAAUGGAAGAUAGAAGGGACACCAUUACAAACUAUCCAGAAGAAGCUGGCUGCAAAAGGGCUAAGGGAUCCAUGGGGCCGCAAUGAAGCUUGGAGAUACAUGGGUGGCUUUGCAAAGAGGGUUUCCUUUUUUGAUGUAUUGUUUAAAGGAUUCUGGGGAUUUGCUGCAUUUGUGGUAGCUGUAGGAGCUGAAUAUUACCUGGAGUCCCUGAAUAAAGAUAAGAAGCAUCACUGAAGAUAAUACCUGGAAAUACCAUAGUGGUUUCUUAACUCUCCAAAAUAAGAUUUCUUCACUGUAGCCUACUCGUCUGGUUUGUCCCUUACAGAAUAUUAGUAAGAUUUAAUAAAGUAAAAUAAAAUAU
Molecule: messenger RNA, 460 nt
Organism: Pongo pygmaeus (Bornean orangutan)
Lineage: Eukaryota; Metazoa; Chordata; Mammalia; Primates; Hominidae
Product: NADH dehydrogenase [ubiquinone] 1 beta subcomplex subunit 3-like
Exons: 1
Coding region: 40-333 (97 amino acids)
Biological process (GO): mitochondrial respiratory chain complex I assembly; electron transport chain
Cellular component (GO): mitochondrion; respiratory chain complex I
Source: RefSeq, a predicted model, not a curated record